This is a messenger RNA of Heterostelium album PN500, 936 nucleotides long. It is a transcript of the gene gacV, whose product is annotated as Rho GTPase-activating protein. Gene Ontology annotation, molecular function: GTPase activator activity. NCBI's taxonomy places the organism in Eukaryota, Evosea, Eumycetozoa, Acytosteliales, Acytosteliaceae. The transcript has a single exon. Gene Ontology annotation, biological process: signal transduction. The record is from RefSeq and is a predicted model, not a curated record. Gene Ontology annotation, cellular component: cytoplasm. The coding region runs from base 1 to 936 and encodes 311 amino acids.
AUGGCGUUAAGAAAGAAAAGACUACUUCCACAUCAAAGAAGGAAGAAACAAAACAUUAGAGACAAUCACCAAUCCUUGAUUGAAAAUCAACAACUACAAGCUAAAAUGAGACUAAAGAAGAAACAACAACAAAAGAUACAACAACAACAACAGCAAAAGGAAGACGAUGAAAUAGGAAUGUUUGGUGUAGAAUUAAGUAAGCUAAUGGAGUUACAAGGAGAGGAUUCUGGCGAUGUUCCAAUGUUGUUGACUGUGGUGUUGGACAAGAUCGUCGAGUUGGAAGGAUUGGAAACAGAGGGAAUCUUUAGAAUCAAUGGGAAUAUGCGUGAGGUGGACGCGAUUGCAUCGGAGGGAUUCGAUCCGGACGAUGAGGACAGCCAGCGUUACAGUGUCCACACAUGGGCAUCGCUGCUGAAGAAGUGGAUACGCGAACUACCGACACCUCUCAUUCCCCGACAGCUCUACAAGCGAUUCACAGAGUGCGAGUCGCCACUCGAGAUGAAGCUGCUACUCGACGAGGUGGAGUGUCCGACGACGCUGGCGGUGAUCGAUACACUCGGAAUGUUCUUUGGUCGCUUGCUGCAGCCGGACAGUGUCGCCAAGACCAAGAUGGACAUUGACAACAUCGCCAAAGUCUUGACACCAACACUGUUCCCACUGGCCACCGGCAACAACUCAAAACUCGAUUUACUCAGUGUAAUGAAUCAACAAAAGAAUGAAACCAACGCGAUCACACUGCUAUUAAUGUACUAUAAAGAAAAACAAUCAGAAGAACAACAACUUCAACAACAACAACAACAACAGCACCAACAAGAACUAGAAAGUCAACUACACAUCCCAGUAUCAAGUAUUCAACUUGAUCAACAAUCAAACAAACAAGAUGAUUUAUUUGUAAAUAAUUAUGAACAAACUACAACUGCAAUAGAUUCUAUUUAA